AUGUCAGUUUACACUGCACAGAGUAGAAAUGACAGCAAUAUCCUUGGUAUCCCUUCUUCCCCAAAGAGUUCAUCGCUGCCUGUUCUCCCCCACGGUAGCAGGCUGAAGCAGCAUUCAAAGUCGGAUAUGUCGGAAUGUGAAAAUGAUGAUCCGUUAUUGAUAUCCGCAAGUAAAACCAGAGACAUAAAUAGCACUUACGUUAUCUCUGCCUGUAAAAAAACAGAAGAUACACCCCUUCCCCCUAACCCUGUGGGUAGGUUAACACUUCAGAGGAGAGUGACAAGGAGCAAAGAAUCCUCUCUGCUUGGUCGUGAGUUGGGAGACACAACUGCGAAAACAGCAAAAACAUGUCUUGCGUUACAACGUUGGGCUAAGACAGAUUCUGUGGAAAAGUGGAAAGCAGUGCAGAAUGUGGGAGCUGCAGACCCAAAAGACUCUGAAGUGAAGGCUGGUGGAAAAUACAAAGAAACGCUUUCCGCUGUCGGUGGGGCAGAUGAAAAUGUUGCCCUUAAGUCCCUAAGUGAUAGACCACCCUCUGGUUCCCAGAGUCAGACUGAAGCUGUUAGAUCAGGACGCUUGGCAACAAAACCUAUUCAGAGCCAGUUGGAUAUCAGAGUGUCAGGAACAGGAAGCUUACAUCACAGAAGUGCUGGGAAGGAUGGUGCGAAACUUGCACCUAAAUUUGAAAGCUUAGAGAAAAGAACACCUUCGAAGUGUGUUACAGAGCACAGAUCGACACCAAAGCGUGGCAUUCCUCAGUUUAAGAGCCCAGCUGCGUCAGUUCUGAAAAACAGGAUGCCUACCCUUCAAGUUCAACAAAGGCCGAAAAGUUCUCUUCUCGCAAACAAAAGGGAACGGUCACGAGAAAAUAUAUUCCUUCUUGAAGAAGAAACUGCACUUCAGAGAACCUCUACAGAAACAGACCCCCUAAAAGUGGAAAACAGUCAAGUGACGGUGGCAGUCAGAGUCAGGCCUUUCAGCAUGCGAGAGAAGAGUGAAGAAACAUCCCAGGUGGUCUUCCUGAACGGGGAAGAAAUAGCUGUGGAACAUCCCAGCAUGAGACAGGUGUACAGUUUUGUUUACGACCUUUCCUUCUGGUCCGUUGAUGAGUGUCAUCCCCGCUUCGCGAGCCAGACGGCCGUGUACGAGGCACUGGCAGCCCCGCUCCUGGAACAGGCCUUCGAAGGCUUCAACACCUGUCUCUUUGCUUAUGGUCAGACUGGCUCUGGAAAGUCCUAUACGAUGAUGGGAUUUAGUGAAGAACCAGGAAUAAUUCCAAGAUUCUGUGAAGGUCUUUUUGCUGAAAUAGCCAAAAAACAAACCCAGGAGGUCAGCUAUCACCUUGAAAUGAGCUUCUUUGAAGUAUAUAAUGAAAAAAUUCAUGACCUUCUGGUUUGUAAAGGUGAAAAUGGGCAGAGAAAGCAAACACUGAGAGUGCGGGAGCACCCGGCCUCCGGCCCCUACGUCGAGGGCCUGUCCACGAAUGUUGUCAGCUCUUACUCUGAUAUCCAGAUUUGGCUGGAACUGGGAAAUAAGAGGAAGGCAACCUCGGCCACUGGCAUGAAUGAUAAAAGCUCCCGCUCGCACUCAGUGUUCACCCUGGUGAUGACCCAGACCAAGACAGAAUUUGUGGAAGGGGAAGAGCUGGAUCACAGGAUUCGGAGCCGCAUAAACCUGGUGGACCUGGCGGGCAGUGAGCGCUGUUCCGAGACCCAGACGAGCGGGGAGCGGCUGAAGGAAGGCGUGAGUAUUAACAAGUCCCUGCUGACCCUGGGAAAGGUCAUAUCCGCGCUCUCCGAGCAGGCCAGCGGGAAGAGAACAUUCAUUCCUUACCGCGAGUCUGUCCUCACAUGGCUGCUGAAGGAAAGUCUGAGCGGAAAUUCCAAAACGUCGAUGAUCGCCACGGUCAGCCCGGCGGCCAGCAGCGUGGAGGAGACCCUGAGCACGCUGAGAUACGCCACCCAGGCCCGGAUGAUAGUCAACGCCGCCAGGGUCAACGAGGACGUGAGCGCCAAGUUGAUCAGAGACUUGAAAGCAGAAAUUGAAAAGUUAAAAGCUGCUCAAAGAAACAGUCAGAACAUUGACCCUGAGCGAUAUAGGCUCUGUCGGCAAGAAAUAACAUCCUUGAGAAUGAAGCUGUAUCAGCAGGAGAGAGACAUGGCAGAAAUGCAAAGAAUGUGGAAGGAAAAACUUGAACAAGCUGAAAAAAGGAAACUUCAAGUAACAAAGGAGUUACAGAAAGCAGGAAUUACAUUUCAAAUGGACAACCAUUUGCCAAACCUGGUCAAUCUCAAUGAAGACCCUCAGCUGUCGGAGAUACUGUUAUAUAUGAUAAAAGAGGGAACAACUACAGUCGGAAAGUAUAAACCAAACUCGAGCCGUGACAUCCAGUUGUCGGGGGUGCUGAUCGCCGACGAGCACUGCACCGUCAACAAUUUCGAUGGGACCGUGAGUAUCGUCCCAGCCGGGGAAGCAAAGACAUAUGUAAAUGGAAGACUUAUUUUGGAACCCACGGUAUUACAUCAUGGUGAUCGGGUGAUUCUUGGUGGCGAUCAUUAUUUUAGAUUUAAUCAUCCAGUAGAAGUCCAGAAAGGGGAAAGACCGUCCAGUAGAGAUACUCUUGUGAGUGAGGGUCCAAGAGACUUUGAAUCUGCAAAAAAUGACUUGCUCUUGGCACAGAGAUUGCAACUUGAAGCAGAAAUAAAGGAGGCGCAGUUGAAAGCAAAGGAAGAAAUGAUGCAGGGAAUCCAGAUCGUGAAAGAAAUGGCUCAGCAAGAGCUUUCCUCUCAAAAAGCUGCGUACGAAAGCAAAAUAAAAGUCCUGGAAGCAGAGCUGAAAGAAGAAUGUCAAAGAAAGAAGAUACAGGAAAUAAAUAACCAAAAGGCUAAUUACAAAAUUGAGGAACUAGAAAAGGCAAAGCAGCGUUUUGAACAGGAAAUAUAUGUCAACAAAAAGCGGUUAGAAAUGGAGACUUUGGCUACAAAACAGGCUUUAGAAGACCACAGGAUCCGCCAUGCAAGAAUUCUGGAAGCUUUAGAAACCGAGAAACAGAGGAUUGCUAAGGAAGUACAAAUUCUACAGCAAAAUCAGAGUAAUAGGGAUAAAACUUUCACAAUUCAGCCCAGUUGGAGCUCCAUGAAACUCUCUGUGAUGAUUCAGGAAGCCAAUGCCAUCAGCAACAAGUUAAAAAAGAAUUAUGUUUUUGGCAGACAUGUUGUGUCAGAUAAAGAAAGUAGCUCUGGAACUUGUAUUCAGGUUCGUAACCUGCAACUAGGGGUCUCAACGGUCUGGAGUCUGGAAAAGUUUGAGUCUAAGCUUGCGGCAAUGAAAGAACUUUACGAGAGCCAUUGUAGUAACAAGGGUGAAGAUGUGUUUUGCGACCCUGAAGAUGAAUGGGAACCCGACAUCACAGAUGUUCCAGUGUCUUCAUUUUCCAGAAGGAGGAGCAGAACUCUGAUGAAGAACAGGAGGAUUUCCAGCUGUCUGCAUGGCAUGGAGGCCCCCGCGGUCCAGGAUUGGCAUUCUUCACACUCAUCAGGCUUAGUGGGGAAAUCGAGCCCCGUGUACCCAGAUUCAGCAGAAUCCUUUCUUCCCGGAGUUUGCAAGGAAUUGAUUGGCUCAUCAUUGGAGCUUCUUGGACAGAGUGAUGAUGAAGAAAACACUGUCGCGGACGACUUGAUUAGUAAUUUCCUUAAAAUCCACGACGGGAUACUUGCCGUGUCCAGAGCUCAUGAAGAACAGGAUGAAGACAGUCAGAGUAACGUGUUCUCUGAUCGAGCAAACCAAUCGCUCGCCGUGCAGGCGGCGAGCGCCUUCGAGCGGCUUGUGGUGCUGACGAGACACUGGCUGAGCGGCGUCCCCCCCAGGGCCAGCGCGGGGGCUUCGCCGGCCGAGCUGAGACGGGAAGUGAGGAAGCUGGGAGGCUGCUUACAGUUGUUUCUGCAGGGAUGCUCUUCAGAUAUUUCAUCAAUGGUGAAAGAGGCUCAAAAGCAAGUGGUCCAGAUUGUACACCAAGCCAUCAAGUACGCGGGGCAGUUAGCAGCUCUUAGCGGGGACCAGCUGCGCUCCCUGGAGAGCAGCGACUGCGGGGCUGCCAGCCUCCAGGAUGAUUUCAUGGGUGCUAUUUGUGAUGGUGUAGGCUUGGGAAUGGAGAGUCUCCUAAAUUCUGGACUAGAAAAAGCAAAAGAACUUGAGCGUGAACUCCGAAGGCAGAGUCCCCAAGAUGAGGUUACCAAACAGAUGAAAGCUAAUGCCAUAGGAUUGAUUGAAUCCCUUGAAAUCCUCUUUGCUGACUGGAAAACAAAGAGUCUCAGAGCUCAAGCGCAAGAAGAAAGUCCUGGAUACCAAGAUGCAAAGAAGAUGCUGAGCUUUGCCCCAGAAUUCUUGAAGUCAAAACACUGCUUAGAGCAAACUACUCAGAUGAUUAUUUCUGCGCUGAGAGGGCACCGCGGCCACGUAGCACUCCUCCAGGACUGUGUCCAGAGCCUCUGCAGCUCGGCCAGGGCUCUCCACGGCGACCGAGCCCGCCACAGGGAGCUGGAAUCUCGAGCUGCCUCACUCCUCUUGGGGUUUGAAUUUGAAGAAAGACCUGGUUUGUUGGGACCCUGGGAAGCUUGUGAUCGGGAUCCCACAGCAGCAGGACGAGAGCAGCCUGCGCCAGACAGGCCCGGCCCCCGGAGGACCCGAGGUGUACCCAAGCGGGUGUAUGAGCUCCCGGGCCCGGCCCCGGGGGGCUCAGAGCAGGGCGCGCUGCCCACCCAGGAGGGCGCUGGUCGGGGGUCUCCCACCGCUGGAGGGCAGAGUGACCGCUUCACAGACAUCUAG
Molecule: messenger RNA, 4824 nt
Organism: Lipotes vexillifer (Yangtze River dolphin)
Lineage: Eukaryota; Metazoa; Chordata; Mammalia; Artiodactyla; Lipotidae
Gene: KIF14
Product: kinesin family member 14
Exons: 30
Coding region: 1-4824 (1607 amino acids)
Biological process (GO): microtubule-based movement
Molecular function (GO): ATP binding; microtubule binding; microtubule motor activity
Source: RefSeq, a predicted model, not a curated record